Cinara cedri is the source of this 9299-nucleotide messenger RNA. Lineage: Eukaryota; Metazoa; Arthropoda; Insecta; Hemiptera; Aphididae. The record is from the annotation of a GenBank genome assembly.
CGGUGCGGUGGUCCACGACACUGUGUUAUCGACUUUUGCAGCGCGUCCCGAUCGCCGCCGUCCCGAGUGCCGACGCCGCGUACGCGUACAAAACGACCGCUCCGUCGCACAACUCCCUCCUUCACCCCCGCCCGUCACCAAUCCCCGCCGCCGCCGAAUCCGCCCCCGCCGCGUCGGGACAGACUACGACGGCGUCGCCGCCGGGCCGCCGAACGGUAUUGAAAUACGGCCGAUACGACGCGCGCGCGCGCAGGACAUAUCCGCGGGACGAGGUGACGGACGACAAACGAACGCGUACAUAACCAUAACAAUAAUUAUUAAUAUUCGCCAUUUUGUAUAAUAUAACCCAGAAGCACUAUAAAGUUUGUUUACUCGUUUAGUUUGUCCGGGGAUUUCGUCGCCUCCGCCGCCACUGACGCCGCGGGUCCGCGACAAAUGAACGGAAGACUGAUCCGCUGAUAAUACUGUGCACACCAUCCAACGACGACUUACGCAAACACCGCGAGACACUCUGUGAGUAUUAGACUUAAGUAUACUUUUACGCAGCCGGUGAUGGGGGGAGGGGUUGGUGGUGGGAGUCUAAGGUGGCUAAGUCCCUGCCCCGCGGGCCGUUUUCGUGUACGCAUACCGUUUUGCGAUUUGAGCGUUAACUACGCGGUUAUGUCUUCCGCUCCGGGGUCGAACGUUUUCUUUACACUGAACCGUACAUGAAAAUGGGGAGCACCGUGUUAGAUUCGAAAGACCCAAUGCGUUGGCUACGGAAUAAUGUAAAUAGAAAAUAAGACCGUUAAUGAAAACGGUGUAAUUGCCGUGUUUACACGAAAUCGUCCUACACGAAAACGCUUAGCUGCCAGAGUGGUAUAAUAUUAUGCCGUGUCAUAGUAUUCUUAUAGUUACAAGAUACAGUCCAAGAGAAUAUUUAUUCAUUUUUUUUUUUAAACUAUUAUAGCCUAUAGAGGGUACAUUGAAAUGCAUAUUUAUUACUGAAUAUUACUGAACAUACUUUCUCAACAGUUUAUUCUAGGAGGGCUCGAACCCCCCGAAUCCCCUUUAUCUUCGCAUAUGGUUCAAGCGAAACCGUAUUUCGUCCCCCCCCUUCCUCCAACACAAAAUCCUGGCUGCAUCACUACGCGUACUCUCUAGGGUUUUUCGUAUGUAUACGUAAGUGACGUGUGCAGGGGAGGGGGUGGUUACGGAUUAUAUCAAAUCGGCGCGAAAAUACAAUUACGAGUAUUUAAUGUUUAAUGAUUAUCGCUUGAAAUUGCAAUUAUUUUUCAGCUAAGUUACAACGAAAAAUGCUGGUUUUAUCGAAUUAGAAUUGACAUUUUUUUUGUCUCGGUUUUUAAAUUAUUCUUCUUGUCAGAUUAUAGAUAUAUGCCAGAAGAAGAGGUUCUACGAUUUAUUCAUGAAUCACGAUUAUUAUUUACUAUAAUUUAUCCUCCUCCUAUUGAAAAUUCUCAGGUACUGUUGUACGCCGUCGUACAAAUUUCAACAGACACGUUAUAUCGUAAAUGUCUUUCUGGAUCAUUUCAGCUCGACACCGUUAAGAGGACGUUAUACCCCCCAUCUACUAUCUCGGUCUAACUACCGGGUAACACGAAGAAACAAUACUUACGCAGAAUUAGUAAAACUAGCUUAAUUUUGAUUUUAGAGUAAAAUUACCUAUUAUGAAAUUUAUAUAAAACAAUAUUUUGGAGGGAAUGUCAUAGAGUUUUUGUGUUAUUCAAAAAUAUAUAGCUCAAUAUAAAAUAUACAAAAACCUUUUUUUUUUUUUUGUAAUAACUGUGACUUUUAAUCGGUCAUAAUUCAAAAAUCGCCUGUGCCAUACCCCCCAAAAUAUUGUUCUCUAUAAAUUUCAUGUUUUGUACUUUUACUCUAAAUCAAAAUUAAGUUAGUUUUAUUUAUUCUGCGUAAACAUUGUUUUUGCGUGUUACCUGGUAGUUGGACUAAGACAGUAGAUGCGAGUAUAACGUUCUCUUAAUCUUGACACGUUUCUGUCGUUAUCAUAUUAUUCAUACGAUCAUAUUGAUUUUGAUCACGAGUAUAAAUAUAAAUGGUUGCGCAACGGGAAAAAAUAUUUGACCGUGGAAUGUUCUUAUUGCAAACCUAAUUGAAAACCACAGCUAUUAUGUCUAUAGUCGUAUUAAAAACAUGCAGUUCCUCAGUGCGAUCUAGUGUCAGCAACAAUAAUUAAUAUAUGUACGAAUAUUGUUAAUACGUAAUACGAAAUUAAAACAAAUUCACGUGAAAUACAUAGGAAACGCUGGCAGUCUAGAGGUUUUUGUUGAAAACUUUCGGCGCCGUUUUUUUCAGCAGCCUAGCAUAAGCCAUCGCGCAACUAUGUACUUAAAGAGUCGUGGUUUUGAUUCACCAUAUCACCAUAUUCAUCCAGAUCAUCUAAAUCCGCCUGUCAUGAGCCCGAGAGUUUAGAAAAAAAAAAAAAAAAAAGAUUUACGAAUUGUUCAUUCUUGUAUAAGUUAUUAUAAUAUGGCAAUAUGUGAACGCAUACAAUUCAUACUCUAACGGACUUGCCGGACAUGGGGUUUUAGCCCUCGUCCGGAGCCCAAAAGUUGAAUUUAAAAUGUAUUCCUGUCGCAAGUAUUAUAACAUUUAAAUUCUAUACCAAUAUUCACAUAUCAAAACGUUGAUCAUAGUUAUUCGCACCAUAGGUAGGCCGCUGUUGUAGGCGACAAAUUGGUCAAGCGACAGGGUAAGGAAUAAUUUAAUGUGUAAUUGUAUUUAAUUAUAUUACCCUUUUCCCACAAAGAACAAUCGAACAAUUUUACUGACUUUUUUUAACUAUACUGUAUAUUUAUAUACGGUGCUUGAUGUCUACCCGAGUCAUCAAAUAUUCGAAAGUUUUCAUUUCUAUAGCGAUCAAAUUGAAUACAUAAAAUCUUACUGCUAAACUUAAAACUUACUAAACAAACUGUAUAAUAUGUACGAAAUUUGUGUACUGUAAACAUAAAGAUAAAGUUUGUUCAUUUGAUUGUCAAACUGAAUAAUUGAGACCUUGGGUUUUCCUAUAUAUAGGAGGUCUUUCUGUGGAUACACGCUGUAAUUCAAUAUUAGUUCAUUUUGGUUAUAUAUUGCAGUAAGUUUUAAAGUAACUUUGUACAGAUCAAACGAAUUUCGCGUCGAGGUUAAGAGAAUGAAUGACUAAUAAUAAUAAAUAUAUGUAUAGUUUUCUUACUUUCAGUUACUAUUCGUUAAAAUAAAAAAAUUAAUGAAAAUCGACAUCGACUUAUUAGUUAUUGGUUCAAUACGAUCUAUGGUACGAUCUAAGUUUUUUAGACAAAUCGAAUCUUUUAUAAAUUAAUCUAAAAAUUACUCUAUUUUAACGUUUUCGAAUACAUAUUUGGUUAAUUUUUCGAAAUUACCACAUAUUUCAGUUUUUUCUAUUUCUCAUGCACAUUUGUUUUAGAUUUUAAGCGUAAUGAGGAAUGUUUUACAAUUUUACCGAAAAUUUCGCUCUGAUUUUCAUGUGUAGCACUUUUUCUGAAAGUAAAUUGGACUGGAGUGGUACUUUAGAGAAAUUAUUAUUUGAUUUUCCCAGAGGUUUUCAUAAUAAAUGGGAAAAAACGGGAAAAUGUACGAAAUGUUAUUUUUCAAACCGUAAAUAUUACGACUCAUAACAUGUAUAACCAAACUCCGUUCAGAAUCAUUUUUCAUUAGCAUUGGUUAACCGUCGACCAGAUACCUACUUACCUAUUUGCAAACGACUUGGCCAUAAUACAUUACGUCGGCAGUGUUCAAAAGUUUUAAUAUACGUUUUUGCUGUGAUCUGCUCUUACACGCUAACGUAUACUAUUCUGCGCUAUGACUGAUCGAAAUUUAUUCGGUCACUACGGCCGUACUGACCAUUAUCACCUAUAUUGAUUAAACAAAAAGUUUGUCCGUCUUACUACAGUUAGAUGAUGGUAUGUAUUCCGACGUCGUGUGUCGUGUCGUAUUGGUGCCGAUUUGCAGUCGUAGUCUUGACUCUUGAUAACGUUAGCAGUAACCAAAACCAUCCAGGAGAUUUUCAGUUGAGGUGAAUUUUUAUCUUUUCUCUCGUUUGGGUUACAGUAAUGGUUAGUUGUUUUGAAGUCGUCAGCAUAUUAUAUUACAUCUGUGUGCGCGAAACGAAUACACGACAUCACUAGGAUAUCACCAGGCACGUGUACAAGGGGGUUUUAGAGGUUCAACUACCACCAAAAAUUUCAUGAAAAUCUCGGUGAAAGUAGAUUUUUAAUAGAGUCUCAAAAGUGGUUCUUGUCAAUGAGGAAGAUAUGUACAAUUUUGGUUUUAUUUUUUUUUUUGUUAUUAAAUACUAGGUAUUAGCUCGCGCCACGACCAGCGCUGGAUAUAUCGUUAUUACUGUCAUUUCUAAUUUGUUGUGGUUUUCCUGCUUUUAGAAAAUUAUAACUGAUAUGGCAAUAUUGCAUAGUUCGCAUUAUUGAAUUACGUUAUCAUUUAGGCUGUAUUCACUAAAAAAAAAAAUUAAUGUAAAAUUUAGUACCUAAUGAAAGACUAAAAAUUAAUGUUUAUAAAAUAUUGACAUUUUUAGUGAAAAAUAAAUAAUCCUACAGUUGAAAGUGUGUAUACUUUUUUGUUAUAAAAGUAUGCAAGUGUACAACCUUGAACCUCCCACCUGAAAUAUUUUUUGGUAAACGCUCCUGGAUAUCGCCUAUACCAUUACGUGACUACCGGAAUUACCAUGAUGUAGAGAUCCAAAUCUAAACUUAUUACGUGUGUUAUUACUCACCACGGUAAUCCCAUAAAAUAUAACGAUUGUCUAUAAAUUAAUAUUAUACAUUUCUAGGACCAUGGAUUUUACAUCUAGUUCUCUGGAAACGAACGGUACGUACUUUGCGUGUGAAUCGAAUCAAGUGCCCGGUCGACGGACUCCUCUGAGUGCGGUCGGAUUGGGAGGCUAUUAUUUCCCGCAACCAUCAUCCGUGGCCUCCGACGAAAACAGCCCGGGACCGGCUUGCCAACAGUUCAACAAUGGUUCCGAUAACAGGUAUAAUCAAAUUAUGGAAAUUGCAGAACUGUACGAUACGUGUUGGUAAUCGUAAUGAUAAUAAUUGGGAAAAUUCCGAAAUUCGUUAAAAAAAAAAAUCGAUUCUGAGCGGUGCUCAGUUGAACAUUGUUUGAUAAUUAUUCUAUUAACAUGUAACUUUAUAUUAUAGAAUCGUUAAAAUAUGUUGAGUUUCAAACAAAUUAUAUUCAUAGAUUCAAAGAAAAAAAACCGAUAACUCCGAGUUAUAUUAUUUAAAUUCCUAGAAAGCGUGUAAAAACUUGAAACAUGUAAACCUGAACGGUCUGGAGUGCACAAAUCUGGAAUUUUAAAUUUUAAAAUUCGUAAAACUGUGGAUAAUGCAAAUUUGGACAGUAAAAAUAUCUGAACUGUACAAAACUAAAUCGUAAAAUUCUGGAAGGUAUGAAUUUAAAAUUUAAUAUUUAAAAGUCCGUAUAAUUCUGGACAAAUCUAGACAGCAACAAUCUGUGGUUUUACAUAUUGAAAUCACUAAAAAUUUGGACUAUACAUUUUUCGGAACUAUAAAUAUCUGCAGUUAACAGUUGAAAUAUUCACAAUGUAGACCAAUUGAUAAAAAUAAGUAUUACCUACGGUUUACAUAGAUAGAAUGUAUAAUGUACAAUGUACAUACCUUAAUGUUCAUUCACACACGCACACGUUGACAUGACCCAGACGUAACUGUUCCAUAAGUUGCCUAACUUUUACUCCUUAGAAAAUAACUGCAACCUCCUUAGCUGCAGAAAUGUACAAUUCCGAACAAUUCCACUUCUUUUCCAGUUUUUACGGAUUUUAAAAUUUAAAAUUCCAGAUUUAUAUAGUUCAGAUUUUCACGUUUUAGAUUUGAAUAAUCCAGGUUUUUAUGUGAAACCUUUAUGAGCAUUAUAGUUUUAAUACAUUUUUUUUCUAUCUAUAUACAAAUUUUUGACCAAUAUUUGCUCCGAUGAUCAACACUAUUUCUGAUAGUAAAUUUCGUCUAGUCGAUGCAUCGAGGAGAUUUUUUUCCUUUGAGAUUCCGUGAAAAAUAAUUGUAGAGACCUGUAAUUUCCACCAUUUAGCAAAUACCGACUGAUAUUAGAAAUUGUCUAAACGUAGACUAUAAUUGUCAAAAUAUUCCGGGUUCGGGUCAACGUAAACACCCGAAAUGUGAAAAAAAAUGAACAUUACAAAUUACCAAAACUCAUAUUAUAAGUUAUAUCUGGACAGAAAUGUUUAACUCGUCAGCCAUAAUUAUACAAAGAAGACUCAGAUUCUACGGACAAAACUAUGCAAUUUCUAUGACUACGUAUAAUAACUUCAUUCCGUCCUCAAUUAUCAUUAUUAUAGUGUCGACUGGACGUCUGAUAAUAAUAUUGUUAUUAUGAUAAUUGAUACGAUAUAAUAUUACUCUAUAAUAAUAUAACUCAUUUUUAAUCUUCAGAAUACCGAACAAUGGCCAAGGUACCUCGACGAUGACGGGUGCCGGAGGCAAAUCAAAGUCCAAACAAGGCAAGUCCGUCCGGUUGAACAUCAAUGCCCGCGAGAGGAGGAGGAUGCACGAUUUGAACGAUGCGCUGGACGAACUCCGGAGCGUCAUACCCUAUGCUCAUUCGCCGUCCGUCCGCAAACUGUCGAAAAUCGCUACGCUUUUGUUGGCGAAAAAUUACAUUCUAAUGCAAGCCAACGCCCUAGAAGAAUUAAGAAGACUGAUCACUUACAUACAGGUAGUUGUUCAACACAACAAACAUACGCGUUUAGAUGAAUUUUGUUUUUUAUUAUUUGCCUUUCUCUUCUCAAAUUUAAAAGCACUUUAAGAGCUGUCUACACGACAGGACUUUUCAUUUUCUCCGGAGUGUUCUCUGUAUAUCCAACCACUCUUUCUCGACGUUUUACCUAAUGUUGGGUCGAAAAAACAUCCAAACCAUCUCAUAUUAUAAUAUCUACCGUUUAAUAAAAAAUUUUAUCUAGAAUAAUUGUAUUAUCUUGCGCUCUCAGGGACGCAUUAAAAGUACAAUACACGGGAGGGCGAACUCAUGUUGUGCUCCUACGAAGGUGGCCGCUAGGGAGGGUGAGGAUCAUGGCCCCUCCUGCGAUUUUAGUUAAUAUUAAUAUUUUUUCACUUGUAAAAACAUUAUAAUAAUAAAUUACUUAAUAAUGUAAACAAAUUAAUUGAUAAAAUAUAUAAAAAUUAUAUUUUAAAAAAGUUUUUACUUAAUUUGUAUUAACAAUUAAAUGCACACCACAUAAACAGUGUUUACUUAACUAAAGUAUGUAGUUAACUACAUACUUAACUAUUCAAAUUAUUUUUUUUUCUUAUAGACUGUUUCAUAAGAGUUGACCAAUAAUUAUAUCUAAACAUCUCAUUUCCUACUGAAAACAAAGGAAGGGAACACUAAAUAAAACUUAUAAUAAACCUCCUGUACAAUUUUUAAGUAUUUCUGUUAGAUUAAAUAAUUUUAUGUUGGCAGAGCACCCGCCAAAUAUUUCAUCACCAAAAACUGUUUCACCGCACACCUUUUCUAUUUUUCUAUCUGUACUUGUAUUAUAAAUUAAUUGUUUAAUUUCCUGCAGGCUCAAGGAACGAUGACAAUGCCGCCGGGUUUCGAUCUGCAAGCUUCCAUGUAUCCCAUAAAACCGUCUUUGGCGUCGCCAAACGCAUCACCCGAAUCUCCACAGUCUUAAAACCAUACGUUCACGUUCGCUUUUACAAUUAUUAUAACACAAUUGGAGUCAACAUUUCGAAAACUGCAGUUCUCUUCUUGAAAAACCAAAUUUUGGUUAAAAUGCACAUUUUUUUUUUUUCUAGGAUUAACGUAUUUUUUUUUGGAAAAAUUUUUUUUUUUUUUUUUUUUUUUUAUUAUUAUUUUCUUUCAGUUUUCCGGAAUUUAUAAAACUGUACGACAGUGUAGUAUUGAAAAAAAAAUAUCGAAGAAUCGUGUACUCGUGUGCAUAUUAGUUAUGUAAUGUAAUAUUCAUUAAAAACAAAAAAUAAACUAUAAUAAAUACUUACAAAAAUAAAUAAUUUUUUAUGAUUAAGUAUGUAUAUUUAGAAGACGUUAGCUACGCGUCAUGCAUUUGUGUUCAACGGAACCGAUGUUGUGCUUUUAGUUUUAAUAUUGCAGUGAAAUGAUCGAUUAGGUACCGAACUUGAAAGUCAAAAAACUUUUCCAAGCGAAAUACAAAUAGCAUUGUAAUAAUUUGCAUAGGUACUCGUAUCUCGCUUGAAAGUUAAAAUAUCGAGAAAAAACGCACGUACAAACGCAGACAAAGUUCUUACAUUUAAGUUUGACAUUAAGGUCAAUUCACUCUUUUAAUAUUAAAACUAACAGCCCGAAAUUGGUUCUGAUGCUGAAGGCAAAUUUGCUGUGCCAUACGUUUGCAAGACAGUAGACAGCCCACUGCAUGUGCAGGCAGCGUCCUUUUAAGUAUAAUAUCUUAGUAAUUAAUUUAUUACGAUUGUAUGAAUUCAGAUUAAUUUUUAUACAUUUCGUCCUGUCUGUACGCGACAAUUUAAGCGACAACAGUAAUAAAUAAUAACUAAUACCGAGACACGGAGAUUUUUCAAAGGCCUAAUAAGUAAUAAUAUUGUUUUGUACAUGAGAAUUAUUGUCAUUUGUCGCGUAAAUAUAAUAAUAUUAUCAUGGCCUAUUGAUAGUGUUAUCAACACACAUUGAUAAAACGUAUUGUUUUUAUUACAUAGAUAUGCAGCUAGUGUUCGAUUUUUCGUUGAAAUCUAUCAUGUUGUAUUAUUAUUAUUAUAUUUUUUUCGUUCUGGAGUUGCAAAAUGCUAAAUUCGUUUCGAGGUACAACAAAACCACCUAUGUAGGUAUUAUUCACUUACCUACACCUACUAUAUAGAUUGUAGAUUUUAUCGUAGAUAAUUUCGAUUCUUAAAUAUUUUACAAUUUUAAUUUUUUCACUUACCUUUAUAACGUUAUGAUGAUUUACUCGCGUUUACUUUAUUACUCAUACGGUAUGUGUCAUACAUAAUAUUAUAUUAUUAUAAUAAAUUCAUGUAAAUACGUAUAUUAUGUUAUUUUUAAAUAUGAGGUUUUCGAUGAUCUCUAGAUUUAUUUUAUAUUUUAAUAAUAUCAUAGUUUAUAAUAAGAAUAAUAAAGUAGCUAUACUUACUGCCAAUAUUUUGAGUGCCACGCAAAUGAUUAUAAUAUUAUCGCAUAACUAGUAUUAUUAUUAUUACCUAUUAUUAUUUAGUCUAUAGAUAAGAAAAUCUAGUCAAUAUCUGCUGAGUAGGUAAUGCUAUUCCUAUAUAAUAUUAUAUUGUAAUAUUUAUUAUGUGUAC